Humulus lupulus (European hop) is the source of this 1347-nucleotide messenger RNA. Its product is annotated as MDIS1-interacting receptor like kinase 2-like. Gene Ontology annotation, molecular function: protein kinase activity; ATP binding. Gene Ontology annotation, biological process: protein phosphorylation. NCBI's taxonomy places the organism in Eukaryota, Viridiplantae, Streptophyta, Magnoliopsida, Rosales, Cannabaceae. The transcript is spliced from 4 exons. The record is from RefSeq and is a predicted model, not a curated record. Bases 1 to 1347 code for a protein of 448 amino acids.
AUGUCUAAUUUGAUCAAUUUUAAUGUUUCACACAAUUCUUUACGAGGUCAAAUAAGUGAUGGGCUUCCUUCUAAAUUCUCAGCUUCAUCAUUUACUGGAAAUAAGGACUUAUGUAGUGAUUCAGAAAGUUUCUUCCAUCCUUGCUCUAACUCUAGCUCGAGUAAGAAGAGAUUCAUCAGCACACAUCAAAUGAUUCUUCUCAUCUCAAUUCUCUUUGGCUUUUUUGGGCUUUGUCUGGUCUUUAAAAUUUACCUUAAGAGAAGAAAAGUCCAACCUCCUAGCCAUCGAACAAUGAAGAAUGGAGAUAUAUUUUCGAUGAAAAUUGCAUUUGAAGAUAUCAUACGAGCAACAGAAGACUCUGACAUUAGAUAUUGCAUCAGAACUGGUGGCUACGGUAGUGUGUACAGAGCACAACUACCUAACGGCAAAGUAAUUGCCUUGAAAAAGCUUCACAGUGCAGAGGCUGAACAACCAACUCUAAGACAAAGUUUCACUAAUGAGAUAGAAACUUUGACAGAAAUACGUCAUAAAAAUAUUGUGAGACUACAUGGAUUUUGUUUGCACAAGAGAAGUAUGUUUUUUAUUUAUGAGUACAUGGAAAAAGGAAGCUUAUUUUGUGUCCUGAGCAACGAUGCACAUGCUACUGAUUUAAGUUGGAGCAAAAGGGUCAAUGUCAUUAAAGGCAUAGCUUAUGCAUUAUUAUCUUACAUGCAUCAUGAUUGCACUCCUUCUAUUGUUCAUCGUGAUGUAACUAGCACCAACAUCUUGUUAAACUCGAAACUGGACGCUUUUCUCUCUGACUUUGGUACUUCUAAACUACUAGAUCCAGAGUCGUCCAAUCGAACCAUGAUUGCUGGUACUUGUGGAUAUAUUGCUCCUGAACUCGCCUACACAAUGGUUGUAACAGAAAAAUGUGAUGUUUAUAGCUUUGGAGUUUUGGCACUUGAAACUUUAAUGGGUAGGCAUUGUCAAGAACUGCUAUCGUCAUUAUUAUCUUCAUUAUUAUCUAUGGCUCAAAACACGUUGCUAAUAGAUAAAUUGGACAAACGCUUGUUAACACCGUCAAAUCGACUUGCGACACGAGAGUUUGGUCUUGUUGCCACAACAGCAUUUGCGUGCAUAAAUGCCAAUCCAAAGUGUCGACCAACAAUGAAGCCCGUCUCUCGGCAACUUCUUGCUCGCAAAGGAUUGUUAGCCAAGCCUUUUAUUGUUUUUUCUCUCGGCCAACUAAUUAUCCCAGCCGAAGUCUUUGCUGAUACUGGAAUUGAUCAGAUUAUUGGAGAAAUAUUCAAUGAUGAUAUUUUUUUUCAAGGAAAUUUAACGAUGAUAUUAUAUGUAUAUAUCUAA